AUGCGGCGCUUCGAUCCCCCAUUGAGGAGUGUAGUCCUCACAAUACUCCUCCUCAUCUUCCAUGCCACACUGAUCUCUGGAACUCACCUCCACGGUAACCACGCUCGCGAUGGCAGCAAGACCUCCGCCGCAGUGGCAUUGGUAGAGGAGGGCCUCUCAGCGCUCAGCCGUGUUAACAAAGCCCGCGUCGAGAAUCCGCACUUCAACAAGUACAAGUUCCAAUCUGGCAAGAUAACUCCUAAGCUGGCAGCUGCUCUACAACCCUCGUCCAUCGUCAACAAUGGCACUACCCAAAAGCGCCAAAAUCAGGCCAACAGUACCACUGAGACAGCCGCCAAAAGCUACUCCAUCUCGCCCGAGCUCGCUGACGCUGCGAGAAUCAUGGCUGAGGCGACGCGGCAGGUCGCUAAGGGGAAUCACUCCGCAGUAGCUGCGACAAUGAAGAAGAAGUAUGCGCACAAGACGAACGACACGAACGUUCCGCCAUCGCAUAAGACACCAGAGGGGCGACUCUCAGUCUAUGGCGAUGAUCAUGAAGCAAAAUCCAAGCGGGCUAGUGCAUGGUGGAUGGUGGACAUGGGAUCGUCUGGGUCGAGUCCUUUUGCACCGGCUGGGUAUAAGGUCUGGCGUAAUGUGAAAGAUUUUGGUGCCAAAGGCGACGGCGUCACAGAUGACACGAAGGCUAUUAACCUCGCCGUAUCUUCAGGCGGGAGAUGUGGUCCUGACUGCGGGUCAAGCACUAUCUACCCAGCUGUUGUGUACUUCCCACCUGGGACGUACCUUGUUAGCAGUCCUAUUAUCCAAUAUUUCAACACGGAGUUCCUCGGUGAUGCCGUGCAGGUUCCAACCUUGCUCGCUGCGUCGAGUUUCGUAGGCCAAGGAGUAAUCACCAGCGACGUUUAUGUUAGCGAUAAUGUGGAGUGGUAUCUCAACACGGCAAACUUCUUACGCAGCGUCCGAAAUUUCAAAAUCGACAUCAGGCCUGCUUCUCCGUGGAGCUACCUGUGUGGCAUCCAUUGGCAAGUCGCGCAGGCGACGUCGCUUGAGAACAUCGAGUUUUACAUGCUAUACGAGUCCGAUGUGCCAGGCAACAAUCAACAGGGAAUAUAUAUGGAGAACGGUUCCGGAGGAUUUCUAGCAGACCUCACGUUUGUCGGUGGGCAUUUUGGGGCAUACUUUGGCAACCAGCAGUUCACGACCAGCCAUCUCGUCUUCGUCAGCUCAGUCAUUGCCCUACAAGUGCACUGGGACUGGGCAUGGACGAUGCAAGAUUUUGUCAUUGAGAGCUGCGGCACCGGCCUCCUCAUUAUCGGCGGCGCCGGCGGUCCGCAGUCCACUGGGCAAAGCGUCGGAUCUCUCAUUCUAGUCGACUCCAUCAUCGCCAACACCCCUAAAGGCAUCGUGACAACGCUAUUCGCCGACAACUCGACCUCGUUCCUGCUACAGAACGUCGGUUUCUUCAACACAGUCACAGCCAUCACCGACGAUACAACCGGCAAAGUCCUCCUCGCCGGCGGAGACCAGGUCGUAGUUGAUAACUGGGGUUUCGGGCUAGUGACCACCGCAACGAGCGGCGACGGGAAAACUUCCUUCGCUAACGGGGUGCGUAUCCCCGUCAUGAAGCGGAGCACGGCGCUGCUAGGUGAUGCGUAUGAUAAGAUGGCGCCGAACUUGUUUACGAGGAGACGGCCGGGGUAUCUUGAUGUGGCGGCUGGUAAGGUUAUGAAUGCGAGGACGUUGGGGGCUAAGGGGGAUGGGGUGACGGAUGAUACGAAGAUUCUCAAUUCGAUCCUUGAGGGCGCGGCGAAUACUUCGUCUGUGGUUUUCAUUCCGUAUGGGGUGUACAUUGUGACGGAUACUCUCCGUGUGCCAGUUGGAUCCCGCAUCAUUGGACAGGUUUGGUCGCAGAUUAUGGGAACUGGUGAUAUGUUCGCCGAUGAAACCCAACCCAGAGCCGUCGUGCAAGUGGGCAAGGCGGGGGAUGUCGGCAUCGCUGAGAUCACGAGUAUGAUGGUCACCGUCAAGGGCGCCACAGCAGGUGCCGUCGCCAUUGAAUGGAACGUGGCUGAAUCAAGCCUUGGGGCUGCCGGCAUGUGGGACACCCAUGUCCGAAUCGGCGGCGCGGUAGGUAGCGAUCUCUCAGUUAAGAACUGCCCCAAGCAGUCCGGGAUUAUCAAUUCCCGCUGUAAGGCUGCAUCUCUCCUAAUGCACCUAAAGCCUAAGUCGACAGCCUAUCUUGAGAAUGUCUGGCUCUGGACGGCAGAUCAUGAUUUGGAUUCGAAGACGCUAGAUCAGAUUGAUAUUUACUCUGGUCGAGGUCUACUUGUUGAGAGCGAUAAGGCUUGGUUAUGGGGAACUUCGGUCGAGCAUAAUGUGCUGUACCAGUACCAACUCUCCAACGCAAAGGAUGUGGUCAUGGCCAUGAUUCAGACGGAAUCGCCUUACUUCCAGCCAAUCCCUCACGCACCAGCCCCCUUCACAUCAGGACAAUUCCCCAACGACCCAACCUUCACUAGCUGCGUAGGCGGCUCGGCUCGCUGUGCGGUCUCCUGGGCGGUCCGCAUCAUCAACUCGGCGUCCAUCUACGUCCUUGGCGCUGGACUCUACAGCUGGUUCGAUGACUACAGCCAAGCCUGCGUGGACACCAACGACUGCCAGGAGCGCGGGCUCGAGAUCCAGCAGAGUAGCGACAUCUGGCUUUAUAAUUUAUGCACCAAGGCCAUCAAGGAGAUGGUCUCGCCCCUAGGGAGUACACCUACAUACGCCAAGGAUAACGUUAAUGGGUUUCUCUCCUCUGUCUUGGCCUGGCUCCAGGGAUCAACUGAUAUUGUCGGUGAACGCGAGUUCCCCGGGUACCGCGUGUGGUCGAAUGCCCUGCUCGACAGCUUAUACGGGCCUGUCUUGCCUGAUAGUUGCAGGAGUGCGCUGACCGAAGUUAUCGCGUGUGAUAACCGUACUGAGACGUAUCAGUCCCCCGGAAUUCAAAGCUGGCUCGGAACCGCCAACGAUACCAAUACUGUCUGCGCUGCUUCGUGCGGGAAGAGCUUGAAGAGCUGGUUCGAUAGUGUUUCGAUCGCUUGUGCGGGCUAUCGCGUUAACAAUGCUCUGCCUACUCUCCUCGGCGGUCGUAUCUGGAGUGGGUGGAAUCAGACCUGUCUUUUGGAUCCCAUAACGGGCAAGUACUGCGGCGAAGUUAUCGAUGGCUUCACCCAAGUUUCCAAAAUCCAAGACAUGCCGCCAAAAGAGAUGUGCUCCUACUGUUGGAUAGAACAUUUUGCCAUAAUGCAGCGCUCGCAGUUCUCUAGCUACGACACCUUCAUCAAGUCGCAACUCGAAUACACGCUCGAGCAAUGCCCAGUCGGCGGAAGCACCACGAUCCCCGACUCACCUCUCGACCUCCCCGACCCAUCGACGUACUGUCAAACCAACAAGAUGAUUGUCACCGCCGAGGGCGACACCUGCGACUCGAUCGCGGAAUCGCACAGCCUCGCCUCCGCAGCUCUCUACGCCGGGAAUCCCGACUCGAUAUACGACUGCUCCUCUAUCGCGGCAGGCACCUCGCUCUGCCUGCCGCCUGCUUGUGCGAUGACUUGGACUAUCAAGCCAGACGACACCUGCUCCUCGAUCGAAUAUAAUGUCACGGCGACCACACUGGUCUCCGUCAUCGGCAACGUACAAAUGUACAAUCGCUGGGUCGACCGCGACUGCACGAACUUACACACAGCUAGUGACGCCGCCUUCGGGCACGUCAUCUGCCUAGCGCCGCAGAACGGCGAGUUUGCCGCAAAUUCUACCGUCGUGCCAGGCGACACGACGAUCCCAGCUGACGCGCCGGGGUAUAGCCAUUUCAUCAGCCCCCCGCCAGUCGGGGCGACCGUCGCAGCCAACACGACCCUGAACUGCGGGACGUGGCGAGUGGCUGGCUCGGGGGACACGUGCAGCACUAUUGCAUUUACGAGCGGGACCACAAUCACGAUCUUUCUGGAAGUCAACCCCUCGCUCGGGACGGAGAUCGCGAAUUGCACUGGCAAGCUAGUAGAGGGUGUUGCAUAUUGCGCGUUGCCGUUUGUGGUUUGGGAUGAGAUCUAG
This is a messenger RNA of Pseudogymnoascus verrucosus, 4089 nucleotides long. RefSeq lists its product as uncharacterized. The record is from RefSeq and is a predicted model, not a curated record. Lineage: Eukaryota; Fungi; Ascomycota; Leotiomycetes; Thelebolales; Thelebolaceae. Gene Ontology annotation, molecular function: polygalacturonase activity. The transcript has 9 exons. The coding region runs from base 1 to 4089 and encodes 1362 amino acids.